Messenger RNA from Camellia sinensis, 2293 nucleotides. NCBI's taxonomy places the organism in Eukaryota, Viridiplantae, Streptophyta, Magnoliopsida, Ericales, Theaceae. The record is from RefSeq and is a predicted model, not a curated record.
ACAUUCUCUGUAUCUGAAGUCUUUUCAUGAGCCUUUGUAAUGGACACAGCUAGCCUCAAAGACAGUCCAAUUCUCUCCAGUCCUUUCUCUUCUCCAAAUGUUAGUGCCCUGCUCAAGAUCAAGAUAAUUUCUAAGAUCCAAGAGACCGGUUUACCUGUUUCUGUUCGCGUUCAAGUUGCUGAUAGGACCUUUAACCUGCACAAGUACCCACUUUUUUCCAAGAGCGAUAACUUCAAGAGAAAUUUGAACAACUCAAAUGAAGUUAAGCUGCCUCAAAAUUUCCCGGGAGGACCAGAAGCCUUCGAGAUGAUUGCACUGUUCAUAUAUGGUUCCUCCACAUUAGUUGACCCUUUCAAUGUAGCAGUCUUGCGUUGUGCAGCAGAGUUUCUUGAAAUGACAGAAGAGUAUGGCUCUGGCAACCUCUGUGACCGCUUUGACUUAUAUCUAAACCAGGUGGUCUUGCAAAGUUGGGAUGAUACCUUAAUUGUUCUCCAAAAGUGCCAAACAUUGCUUCCAUGGGCAGAAGAGCUUCUCAUUGUGAGCCGCUGUAUCGAGUCUCUUGCUUUCAUGGCUUGUAUGGAGAUUCUUGACCCAGAGAGGAGACGGGACAGACCAAUGGUUACGCUUGAGGCUAUGACCGGUCAAGCCUGGAGCUGUGAAACAGUUAAGGACAUACUGAGCCAGGAUUUGUGGAUCAAGGAUCUAAUUGCUUUGCCAUUUGACUUCUUCAAAAGGGUAAUUGGGUCUUUGAGAAGACAAGGAAUGAAAGAGAAGUACAUGAGUCCGAUUAUUGUCUUCUACACGAACAAAUGGGUACUUUCAAAGAAGACACGACAGUUUUGGGAGAACUCGAGUGAGAGAAAUGGAGAUGAUGAUGAUAGUAAGAACAGAGCUUCAGUUCUCCUCUUGGAGGGUAUUCUUGAUUUGCUACCAAUGGGUGAGAAGGCUAGUAAAGUAAUCCCUGUCGGUUUCUACUUCUCAUUGCUUUCUAGGUCUCUUGAACUCGGUUUGAGAAGUGAAAAAAUCUCAAAGUUGCAAGAUCAGAUUGCAUUGGCUCUACCUUUGGCACAAGUGGAAGAUUUUAUAAUUCCUGUUAAUGGAACUGAGUCCAUUUCUUCUAGCAUAGAGUUGACUACAAUGGAGCGCAUAUUUGCAACGUACACGCCAUCCAACAUGGAGUCAAAUCACACUCCUUUGCCAAAUAAUUCCAUUGUCGCUGAAUUGUGGGAUUCUUAUCUUUCACAUAUAGCUCCCGAUCCAAAAAUGGGGCCUAAAAGAUUCAUGGAACUUAUCGAAACCAUUCCAGUAUCUAGCAGACAAAGCCAUGAUCAUCUAUACAGGGCACUGAACGCCUUCCUACAGGCACACCAAGGCAUAUCACAAGAUGAGAAAGGGUUAGUGUGCAAAUACCUCAACUGCCAGAAACUAUCACAAGAGAUGUGCAUUGAAGCAGUUCAGAAUGAGUUGAUGCCACUGCGUCUGAUUGUCCAGGCACUUUUCGUUCAGCAACUAAACACGCACAAAGCCUUCAAAGAAUGCUCAGACUCAUUUAGGUAUGCACAUUGUGGGGAAUUCUCCGGCAGCCUCUCAAGCUCGAGAUAUGCAAACUCCAAAAGCCAGAACCUUGGCGAGAGUCCAUAUAUAGACGGAGGUGAAGCAGUCAGUAGUAGACCCCUCGGCUUCUUGCUACAAAAAGAUGCAGCAAUUCAAAGGUCUGAGUUGUCGAGGAAGGAAUAUGAAUCCACAAGCUUCAGAAUUCAGAGUCUUGAACAAGAACUCAUGUCCUUGAAGAAAACCCUUCAAAUACAGAACAUCUCUACAAAAAAAGAACCGGUUCCAAAGAAAUCAGAACCAAAUUCUACCAAUCCGCAGGGCUUGAGGCCUUAUGGUUUGGAGGGAAGAACAUUGAGCAAGAAGAGAAACCCACUUGGACAAGUGAGUGCUUGCAUUGGUUCUGUGAAUUUUGCUUCCCACAAAAAGUAUGCGAGCAGAUUACUGAAGGUGUUUCGUAGAAUAAGUUUAUUUGGGAGAGGGAAAACAAAGAACAAGCCAAGUGCCUCUGCCCUAUGGCCCUAGUUAAUGUAACACGAGAACUAUAUAGGUUUGUGAUGUAUGAUAACUAAAUCUGCAAAAAUAGCCAAAUUUAGCCAAUGAUCAAAUAAGCAUAUUUAAGUUCAUGCCAACAUGACAUAUAUAACUGAGAGCGGACUAUUAAUUACUCUCAUUCAUACAAGUAUGUAUGCAAUUAUAUGUAUGCAAAUGCAUAAUAUGUGCAUUUAUGCUUGUGUCAUGC